Molecule: messenger RNA, 319 nt
Organism: Symbiodinium sp. CCMP2592
Lineage: Eukaryota; Dinophyceae; Suessiales; Symbiodiniaceae
Source: the annotation of a GenBank genome assembly
GCUGAAUGCUGUCCACUGCCAGCUGGCGCAGAGCAAUCAGCAGCUACGUCUGCUGAAUGCUGUCCACUGCCAGCUGGCGCAGAGCAAUCAGCAGCUACGUCUGCUGAAUGCUGUCCACUAUCAGCUGGCGCAGGGCAAUCAUCAGCUUUGUCUGCAGCAGAACUUGAUCCUCCGUCUGCAACAGCAGAUUCGUCACUGCCUCUGGCAGCACGAUGCGGACUUGACCCGGAUCUCGAAGCUUGUGGAAAAGCUCUCGGAGUCUGAGUGCCGCAAACAUAUGCUGCCGAGGAGCCUCUGGAAGCCAAGGGCGGGCCUCUGA